AUGUUGCCUUUUUUCUUUGUAAAUAUUUCUCUCUCUUUAUCUCUCUCUCUAUCUCUCUAUCUCUAUCUCUCUAUCUCUAUCUCUCUCUAUCUCUCUCUCUCUCUCUCUCUCUCUCUCUCUAUAUAUAUAUAUAUAUAUAUAACUCUCCCUCUAUCUCUCUCCCUCUAUCUCUCUCUCCCUCUAUCUAUCUCUCUCCCUCUAUCUAUCUCUCUCUUUCUCUCUCUCUCUUUCUCUAUCUCUCUCCCUCUAUCUAUCUAUCUAUCUCUUUCUCCCUCUAUCUAUCUCUCUCCCUCUCUCUCUCUCUCAUCAUCUAUCUAUCUCUCUCUCCCUAUCUCUCUCUCCAUCUAUCUCUCUAUCUCUCUCUCCUCUAUCUAUCUCUCUCUAUAUCUAUCUCUUUCUCCCUCUAUCUAUCUCUCUCCCUCUAUCUCUCUCUCUCCAUCUAUCUAUCUCUCUCUCCCUCUAUCUAUCUAUCUCUUUCUCCCUCUAUCUAUCUCUCUCCCUCUAUCUCUCUCUCCAUCUAUCUAUCUCUCUCUCCCUCUCUAUCUAUCUAUCUCUCUCUCCCCAUCUAUCUAUCUCUCUCUUUCCUCUAUCUAUCUCUCUAUCUCUCUCUCUCUCUCUCUCUCCUCUAUCUAUCUCUCUCUCCCUCUAUCUAUCUAUCUCUUUCUCCCCAUCUAUCUCUCUAUCUCUCUCCCCCAUCUCUCUCUCCCUCUAUCUAUCUCUCUCUUUCUCUCUCUCUCUUUCUCUCUCUCUCUUUCUCUAUCUCUCUCCCUCUAUCUAUCUAUCUCUUUCUCCCUCUAUCUCUCUCUCCCUCUAUCUGUUUAUUCAUCUCUCUCUCCUUAUUUCUGUUCUCUUUUUCUAUCUAUCUCUGUUUAUUCAGACUUAUCUGUUCUUUUUUUCACUCCAGGUAAAACAAUAUUUUCUUCAAUCUAUCUAUCAUGUUUAACUCUCUUUCUUAUAUCUAUCUAUUUCUCUAUAAUAUUUUCUCUCUUUUUUAUAUCUAUCUAUCUAUCUAUCUUUCUAUCUAGCAAGCUAUCAUUUCUAUUUUUCUUUCUUUCUUUCUUUCUUUCUUUCUUCCAGAUUUCUCUCUUUUUCUAG
This is a messenger RNA of Acanthosepion pharaonis, 1095 nucleotides long. Lineage: Eukaryota; Metazoa; Mollusca; Cephalopoda; Sepiida; Sepiidae. The record is from the annotation of a GenBank genome assembly.